Molecule: messenger RNA, 4170 nt
Organism: Solea senegalensis (Senegalese sole)
Lineage: Eukaryota; Metazoa; Chordata; Actinopteri; Pleuronectiformes; Soleidae
Product: activated CDC42 kinase 1-like
Exons: 4
Coding region: 16-1551 (511 amino acids)
Biological process (GO): phosphorylation; negative regulation of epidermal growth factor receptor signaling pathway; regulation of keratinocyte differentiation
Cellular component (GO): extrinsic component of cytoplasmic side of plasma membrane
Molecular function (GO): protein binding; protein serine/threonine/tyrosine kinase activity
Source: RefSeq, a predicted model, not a curated record
AUCAGAUCACUCAAAAUGUAUGUUCAGGUCAUAUUUUUGCAGGUUCUAUUAGAUAAUUUCAACAAACAUCUAAAAUCUUCUUUCCUCACAAAGGUGAGCUCCAUUAACAGCUCAGAGCAACAGCAUGAAGAGGAGCACAAUGAUGUCCAGACCUCAGAUGAGACCAAAGAUGCUUUCUCCUGUGAACAGAAGGUGCAGAUAGCAGCUUUUGUCUCCCGAGCUUCUGACAGACCAGGCCUGGAGGACAACCUCUUUCUACCCAGCAAGCAGAGCCAGGGUCUGUCAACAUCCUUAUCCCAGUCCAUAGAAAUCUUCCAAGAACUCCAGCAGGAGUGCAUGAGGAGGCUCAACGUGCCGGCGGCAGUCGCUGCUCGGUCAAGCUCCCCGUCCCAGACCUGGGCUUCAUCUCCCCAAACUCCUCAGACCCAGGAGGGAGACCAGCAGAUUGUCCUCUCCUCCAAUGAGGACAAACCCCAAAUACCUCCACGCGUUCCUAUCCCCCCUCGCCCGAUAAAAAGGGGCGACUACACAUCUGCCCGCUGGUCAAGGGAUCUCUCUCUGUCCCCGACACUAGCAGACAAUACAGAGGACAUUUCAGCUUCAGAUCAGAACCGGCCACCUCAGAUCCCUCCUAGGGACCCUUUGUCCCAGUCGGGCUCCAGGACUCCUAGUCCCAUGGGCCUGUUAGUGGGUUCCCCCCAGCAGAGAGUUUACUCUGUCAGUCCCACUGCCAUGCAGGUUCCUCCUAUAUCCUGCCCUCCCCAACACACCUAUGGCUCCUACCUCUCCACCUCUCCAGGUAAAUUCAUGCCUACCACACACAGCUUUGCCUCAGAUCCAAAAUAUGCUGCGCCCAAAGUGAUCCAGGCACAGGGGAAGGACUCCACCAGUAAAGGCCCGUGCAUUCUUCCCAUUGUACGUGAUGGACGUAAAGUUAGUAACACCCACUAUUACCUCCUGCCGGAGAGGCCGCCGUACCUUGACCGAUACGACCGCUUUUUCAGGGAGGCAGAGAGUCUUCCUGUCAGUGUUCUGGAAGAGAGACAUGUACGGCAAGCUAACACUGCCACUGUCAGACCCAUGGUGGUCAACAGUCCGACCGUCCAGGGACAUGCCCAGGGACAGGGUUUCGUUCAGCCGGGUGAGCUGAAAGCUAAUUUCUCGUCCAACAAUAACAGCAGUCUGGGUGGACCACGGUCAGGGAUGAGGACAUCACUUAGCCUCCCUCGCGUCUGUUCAGACGGGUUGACAGCACCAGUGGUCACUGCCUCCUGUACCAGGACAGAUGGAGGAGGAAACUCAGCUGACAAGGUCAAAAUGGUGCAGGAGGCAGUUCACGGUGUGACGAUGGAGGAGUGCCAAGCUGCCCUCCAGAAGCACAACUGGAACAUCCAGAAAGCUGUGCAUUACCUGAAGGUGGAGCAGUUGUUCUGUUUGGGUCUGAGGAGCAGGCUGGAGUGUCUAAAGCUGCUGGAGAUGUGUGACUGGAACCUGGAGGUGGCCAGCACUCAGAUGUUAGAUAACUAUGGAUCCACAAGGCAGAGACGGUGACAGAAAUCUCAAGCUGCUGAGCUCUGAUUAGAACUUCAUCCUCGGAAAAACAUUGUGAAUGAAUAACACAAAUCUGCUUAGUUAUGGCUCCAUUCAUGCUAUGAAACAGGAAUUUAAUUUGGUGGCGAAAAGAUGAAUUUGGAUCAUAUUUUUUGGUUGGAAAAAUAUGCCAUUGUUGCACUUCUUAGAAAGGUGCAGACGGUCGGUCGCACCCACAAUUGUUUCAAAGUUGUGAAGAGGCAUAAAAAAAAAAAAAGGCCAGACAAACUGUUCUGUCACAGAUUCUGCUAUAAAUACACUGAUGAUCGGAUGCAGAGAAAUACUGAUUCACAGUCGAGUUGGGAGUGAAGCUGACGAUGAGUUGACGAGCACAAUGUAUACAUUAGCACUUUCUAAAGAAGUAUUGUGUCAGAGUUUGCCGAGCGCUUGCACAGUUUGACUGAAAACUGGGAUCUCAUUUACUCGUCAUUGUCCUGAACUGUGUACUGUACACGUAGACCAGUGAAAGUUGCAGGUGCAGGAUCUGCAUUAACACUUGAAGCAAUUGUUCUCAAGAUCAGUGUGUAUGAAAUAAGUUCUAUUUCACUGUAAAACAUCAGUCCGCCACAAAUCACGCAGCUAAUAUUGAGGUUAUUUUGCAGGUUAUUUUCCUGUUGACUGUUAUCAGGUUUUAUUAGUAUGACAAUUUUCCAUGAUUAUGUGCAUUUUGAGGUUCAGUAAAGUUAGUUUUAACAUAGUAAUGCACACUGUGUGAUGGGAGUCAAAGGUCAAGCGAGUCUGGAGAAUGGAGCAAAUGAAUGAGAACAGAAGUCAAUAAUGGUAGUAUUCCCAUUAUACACUUCAAUUAAUGAGACACUUAUUGUAAUAUAUUUUAAAGACAAAGCUCAGUGAUAAGACUAAUUUCCAUUAUCGGCUAUGCCAAUAAAAUGACUUGAAUGAAAUACUGGGGGUUAUUUUCUCAAAGAUAGACUUCAUCUGAACUAACUUUGCACAAAGCCCUUUCUAAAAUCUCAAUCAUUUUCUAAAACAUUCUGGGUAAAUGAAGUUCUUUUUUCCCACGUUAAAACACAAGAGGAUCUCAAACUAAGCAAAAGUGAAUUGCUCGACUGCCCUGACUCAAGCACCAAAGUUCACUGUGGAAGAACUCAACGUAGAAAUGUCAUUACAGAAAACCUGCAGUGGAAUAACAGUUUAGCUCAGUUUACACCACAAGAACUGCUCUAAAAGUUAAACCAAUCUUAAUUAUCUUUGUGCAACUGGCCACUGAUUUCUAUUUCUGACUGUAUAUUAUAGUCAUAUACUUUUGAACUACCUUUGCCCUCACAGAACUCCUGUGCACGUGCUCAAAACUCCUUAUUGUUUUCUGAUAUUGGCAGUUCAUAACACUGAUGUAGUGAAAGCUGCCUAAUCAUCACAUACACGGUGUUGUUUUGGUCAACAGAGUCUGAAGCAAUAUUUCAAAAAACAUUUCUACAUGUCAGCUGUGAAUGAACGCACUUCUGGACGUAACAAUAUUUCUUCUCAGUGUGGAAAACCUUUUUUUCAGACACAUUUAGCUUGUGACAACUCAUCUGGAUGAAAAAGCAAUUUAAAAUAAAAAAUAAAAUGCAUUGAAAUCCGCUUUUAUGCGGUCGACCAAAUGCUGAAAGCAGUGUUUAGCUUUGGUCAUCACAUAUGAUCCCUGUGGUGCUGUUUUCUAUAGCGUAAAGCAACUAACCACCUGGUACUCAUCUAUUUAAUUACCAUAUAAAGGUCUAUGGCCAUAUGUAUGCACUGGAGUUGCUCCAUACGUCGAACACAUCCUUGUGUCCACAAACCCCACCCAGUAUGUAACACAACCAAGCACAAUCUGUUUCGAUUAAAACAGAGAAUAUUUUUCAAGGACGGACUGGAAUGAUUGUAGAAAGCCAGUCGUCCCUUUUCUCCCGUGUGCAAUAAGGCUGCUGUAUAACCUGUGAACCCCCAGUCUGUCUGUCUGUCUGUCUGUCUGCCUGUCGUCAGUGCCACACAGUCAUGAAGAAACCAUUCAGCUUUCGUCUCUGAAAUGUCGUGUCCUGGUAAUUAAAUGCACAGUUUUCAGUGUAAUGUGUUUCAUCCUCCCCAGAGUAGGAUGAAGCUGUCCUCAAACACUGGUCCAGAGUCAGUUUUUUUUUUCCCAUAAUGCCCUCUGGGGUUUGUGUUGGCAAAGCUGACUUUAAAUCGGUGUGGAAGGACAACUUGUGAGAGCUGCCUCUCGUCUGUCCGUGUGUUUGUCUUCAUACCAAGCUGCUGUAUCUGUAUUAGAAGGACUGAACCUCAUGGUGUUGAGAUCGACACAAAGCAAUAUUGUGCCGUCGACACCGAUGUUGGAAAAAAACCUCUGUUCAGUUUCGUCUUUGUUUUAUCACAAACUGUAUUUUUUUGUUGUUGUUGUUGUUGUUGCUGAUUUUCCUUCAGACCAACUUGUCAUUUCUUGCAACUUUGUACACGUUUGCUCCCCAGGAUGUGGUUCAUUUUAAAUGCCGACCGUACAGGUGGUUUUCUUUGUUGCUCUCCUCCUGGGUUAAUGGAAAUGUUUAAGAGAAGUCAAUGCUGCCAAUUUAUAAAUGUAUUUUUUAUUAAAGAGUUCAUUAUUUUUUA